GCUGAGUGUCAACACAUACGAGAAUUCAUACGACAAAGACAGACAUUGAUACAAGAAAGGCCCCUGAAGUCGACGCUAGUUUCCACAUCCAGACAACACACAGACUGCCACGACACACACACACACACACACUACAUCACCCCACGAUGUGCACUAUUGCUCUACAUACUUAUACGUCCCCCACAGGUCCCACCACGUCUUAACCAGCGAAGAUCGCAUAGACGGUUUCAAAUACUGGCAUCCAUCAUCAUACGUCUCAAGAGGUGGCCCGUCAGAAGCGCUGCGCCAGCAAGCACGCCGCAACCACGCGUACUUGUGUCUCCUUGUGCGGCUCUUGACGAAGUUUGUCCAACUAUUCGGACCACUCCACGGCUUGACACCACCCUUGUAGUGCAAAAUGACAGGUCGCCAGGACGGGUCAUCCUUGAGUUUGCCAUUGAUUGCUUCAAGGUCUACAGGAACGACCAAAAGACAUUAUGAGCACAGGCAGACAUCGACACAGCUCGUUACCCUCCGAGCCCACAAAGACAUUAUAUUCCAUAGGCAGCUCACGAAAGCUUCCAUUGAAGAAAAAAUUGAGUGCGGUCUGGUCGUCGAAUCCCCACUGACGGUUCCAUCCGCCAAUCGUGGAUGAGGCAUUCGAGCACCGGAGCGCUGGCAGACUCAUUAACAAGACGCCUGCUAUGUAGAAAGAAAGUGUCGUUUGAAAAAUCGCCGUGAGCCGCACACCUGGGUUGAAUGUCUUGCUGCCUCCCUUCCACAUAAUCUUGUCUUUCAGUCCUCCUGUUUCCAGCCAUUUGUCGACAGAUCCCUCGGUGCUCUCGACAUGUCGCGGCUUAGCCGCAAUGGCUUCGUCAGGUCCCAGUGGCAUGACGAACAAAGGCUCGAGGGAGCCAUUCACGAUGACAUCGUAGUCGAGGUAAAGGACUUUUGCGACAGAAAGAGGUAGCAGGGCAGGCAACAAGAUGCGGAUGUUCGUCGCGCUCGUGAUGGGGGCUUCGCCGGUGCUGACGUCGUUGCGUCGCAUUGCCGCACCGACUCGAUUGCUUCGGAAAGUCAGAAAAGCACCUUCAAGUUGAGUGAAGUUGAUCAGGUGCAACUGCAAAGAGGGCCACCUUCUCCUGGACACGGCUUCGUCCUCAAGCACGAUGAUUGUUGGGUGAUGAGAAGGGACGUCCAUCGUCACAAGAUGGACAUCAACGCACCCCGUCACUGCCGUGUCGCGAUGGUUGACGUGCAGUGAGUUGAGGAGCGUCGGAAUGGGCUGAAGGCCAGCAUCAUCCACCCCGAGUGCUAUGUGGGCCCUACGGUCACCACAGGCCUGGUCCGUUGCAGUUCUGCCCUGUGCUCGCGCCAUGCACUCGCGAAAGGCGUUGCUUCUAGAGCUUCC
Vitrella brassicaformis is the source of this 1390-nucleotide messenger RNA. The record is from the annotation of a GenBank genome assembly. Lineage: Eukaryota; Vitrellaceae.